Molecule: messenger RNA, 6070 nt
Organism: Acipenser ruthenus (sterlet)
Lineage: Eukaryota; Metazoa; Chordata; Actinopteri; Acipenseriformes; Acipenseridae
Product: cytochrome P450 7A1-like
Exons: 8
Coding region: 3988-5265 (425 amino acids)
Biological process (GO): bile acid biosynthetic process; cholesterol catabolic process; cholesterol homeostasis
Molecular function (GO): cholesterol 7-alpha-monooxygenase activity; heme binding; iron ion binding
Source: RefSeq, a predicted model, not a curated record
GAUGUAAAAUAAAAAAAAGAAUAUAUCUGCACAUACUGUGAUUGAUGUAGAAUCAAAAAGUACAAAAACUGUUUAUAAACUGAUAGUAAUGGUUUUAUGUAGUGAUAUAUGUAUUUAUUUUAAAUGCAUUGGAAGUGUUUUACCUUAUUAGGAAUUAAUUUACCUAUUCAUUUUCAUGAGUGUCCUGACACAGGCUGGUCACUCUGGGCCAUAUUUUAAAAGCAGUUACUCCAGUCUUUAACUAAUUAACAUUUUUUUUAAAGUAGAAAAUGCCAUGUAAAUUAUAUAAAACUGAGAAGCAAACAGCUUUAAUGUGUAUCAAAAUCCAUGAAUAGAAGUAUUUAAGUUACGGUCCUAGUUUUAUAAAAUCAACAGCUUUUUUUUCCUCUAAAAAUAUAUAUAUAUUGUAGCGAUCCGUGCAUUCAUGUGAUGGUAUUUUGUGUUCUGUAAUCCCCGCUGUAUUGUGUUCCUUUCCCCUCUGUAUUCCCGCAGUUGCUUGUUUAGCUUUGUCUCUGUGCCGGUCUGUGUAAUGUAGCCUGCGUGCAUGGUGCUUUCUGUGUCUCCCCUGUGAUUGGUUGUUGUUCGUCUGUGCCCAUUGGUUCCAGUGUGCAGCUGAGGACUAAUGGGAUGUGUGUAAGCUCCGGUACCUGAUUACUAUAAAGGGGCGGAGCAACGCUAUAAAAGGGCGCUGCGCCGCCAAUCUUGUGUGUGUGGUUCCAGAGAGCAAUCAGAGAGCAGUGGACUCUGAGGGGUUGCUUUUGAACUGAUUUCAGCCUGUUGUCUCCCUUCUUCCCUGCCUGCCUGAGCAGAACGUUACUAUAUACCAUAUUACUUUGAAUUAAUGGCACCCUCGAAUUAACACUCAGAUAUCAGCUUUUUAAUAGACACCGCCCUCGAAUAAACGCUGCUCUCAAUAAAGAAACGCGCAACUCUGCCUAUGUACAUGACACGCCCGAAGAGACUACAACCUCAAUCCAGCAUGUAAUACAAACUAAUGUACACCCACCUUAGUAAGCAAAUGUUAUUUUAUAGUACAGUCCUGACAGACAACCCAAGAUGAACUACUUACAGCAGAGCAGUCCUUCACGUCCCUUUUUUUCCAGCAGAGUUCAGUGCCAACACAGAAGGGGAUAAAACAAGGGCUGUCAGUUUACCUUGUCGUCAGCUUGGAUGGUGAAAACUUAAACUCAGAGGAACUUAGAGCUUUGCCGGUCACUCUAAGCGCUAUCCAAAAGCUGGCUGAAGAUAUCUUCUUGUAUGGGGUUUUGUUGUUUUGUUUUUUAUUCAACUGGAAUUUUACUCAGUCCUGUACAAUUAUAUAUAUAUAUAUAUAAACUUGCUUACUAUCUAUGAGAUUUAGUUCAACAUGUUUCUACCUUCAGCCAAAGCCUUUCUCUCCUGAAUCUAUAUAUGAAUGGAGCAAUAUUACUGAACUGUCCGCGUCUCGCUUUGUUGUUGUUGAAAGAUGCUGAGUCUGUUCGUCAGUCGAUUUGACAGGCUGUGAUUGGCUCUCGGCAGUUGCAGGUACAGGAUUGGCUGCUUUUGUUGAUGCAAAGUAUUGAUUGGCUGGUUUUGAAGGAUAAUAAAAUUAAUUUGGACCAAUUGUGUCUUUGUUUAGUAUUUACUGUCCAAUAGUGAACUAAGAUUAAAAAUACAGCAAGUCAAAAAGAAAAAGCCAGCACGCGUGGAUUGAUUUUAAAUUUUGUUUUCACAGUUGGUGCCAAGACAUUCCAGCGCACAUCUACCGCUAGAACUGGAUAAGCAUCCAGAAUUAUUCUUUCCAGACUUUAACUGGUUACCUGGUGGAAGAAAUUCCGGCUUCAAUAAAUGGAAAACAGUUUAUAAUAACCAGAUUUAGUAUGGAACUGAUUUCAGGCCCUUGAUCAUUUCAUUUACACAUGGCAUACUUCUCACACUGGAAUGGGUGCAGGACAAUUGGAAUUUCAUACUAUAGGUGUAUUUAUGCUAGUGACGGGUGAAUCCAGUCAAACAGGAGGUGGGGAACAGGAAAGGUAGACUGGAGCCAAAUGACUCAUGAGUAAGACCAUAGCAGCAAGUCAGUACAAGUCCAUGUUAGGAGCACAGACUGAGACAUCAACAACAAUUACAACUGUAUUCAGUGAUAUACAGUACAGAUCUGUCAUCAACCACAAAUAUAUGGUUAUUCAAAUAAACUUACCAAUGAUUUCAAAUACUACGGAUUUGUGCUGACUCAGCAGUGUCUUCAGUAUAGCUUCAGAAUUUUGGUACAUUUUCAUUAGUUGCUUCCAAAGUUCUAUAGAACUCUGUGCCACUACUCACUUCAACAGCUGGGCAUUUGUCUCUGUUUACGAGUAUUUCCCUAUAUAGUGUGAAAUACUGAAUAGCAAUAAGCAAUGUUUUAAUGGUAAUAUUUUGCAAUUUGAGUUGAAGUCAAGAUUCAGCACAAGUUACAUUUGAAAUAUACAAGAAUUUCUGUGUUGCACUUGCAUAAUUAUUUAUAUUUAUUCUAACAUUACUGAAAAACAUGAUGUGCGAUAUACAGAUGUAUAACUUGCGUGGUUUUGAGGUAAUUAAAGUGAUGCACCAUUGGUUGAUAUUUUCAUGGAAUGUCUGAAAAACCACACACAUUUUUGUCAAAUUAUCACUUUUGACACCCUGACAAAACUUAACGAUAGGCUAUAGAUCAAAUCUAUUUGCUAAAAAACUGAUACAUGAUAUGAGGAAUAUUAGGAACCUUCUUAAACACUUCUAACUCAGGCAGAACACAUUUUUGAGCCACUAAAAUUGAAAAAGUCCAACAAGAGCUUAAUACGUGACUCUAUGUGACCUUUGACCUCUGCUAAUGUCACAUGAUCAUACUACCCCACACAGUGACAUAUUAAAUAAAAAAGUUGAUCAAUGCACUGAUACCACUUUUGUGUUAAUCCAAUGUGUAAAACUCUUAACUUUUUAAAAUAUUAAUUUCAGUUAAGUUGUAUGGAAAACACAUUUACCACAUUGCCAAUGAUGUGCCUAACCAGGGAUAAUGUCUUAGGACCUAGUUUGUCCCCCAAAAAACACUGUAAAAAUUAUCUCUACAGGUGAUAGACAAUGUAUUAGGACCUAAUCUGUCCCAAAAACACUAAAAAAUAUCUCUACAGGUGAUAAAGAUUCAAAACAAAUGUUGUUUUGAAGAUAAGCUGAUGUUUGGACCAAGGAAGUGUUAUGGAACUUAAUGACUGAUGCAAAACAACGAGGGGCUAUUGGGAAAAACAAACAAGCAGCUACGAAAGAUGUAAUCAGAAACAGUGAUAAUGAAGACAGGGUUGUUGAAGACUGCUGUAACCAAGUUAGGUAUGAAACGGGGUCAUUCGGGGAAAGAAAAGAAGACGACUGUACUUUCUGGUUUUCCGAAAUAGCAAAGCAUACUGGGUUAAUCCAUCAAAUGGAACUCAUUCGUCACUAUGGAAACUAAUCAGAAAGAACACCUUGGCAAGCACUACAAUCCCACAAUUCACUGCAGAGAUGACUAAUUUCUAAGGAAACUAAGGAAAGUGAAAAAAAAUCGAUUUCAUAUCAAAAGGAUAAAAGAAAGGUGAUAAAGAUUCAAAACAAAUGUUGUUUUGAAGAUAAGCUGAUGUUUGGACCAAGGAAGUGUUAUGGAACUUAAUGACUGAUGCAAAACAACGAGGGGCUAUUGGGAAAAACAAACAAGCAGCUACGAAAGAUGUAAUCAGAAACAGUGAUAAUGAAGACAGGGUUGUUGAAGAGAUGACUAAUUUCUAAGGAAACUAAGGAAAGUGAAAAAAAAAUCAAUUUCAUAUCAAAAGGAUAAAAGAAAGGCGUCCAGGAGAGCCCCCUGUAGAAAAUGGCUUAAUCCCAUACCUUGGCUGCGCCCUGCAGUUUGGCGCCAACCCUCUUGAGUUCCUUCUUUGUAGGCAAAAGACGUACGGGCACAUCUUCACAUGCAAAAUUGCUGGUCAAUAUGUUCAUUUCCUCACUGACCCAUUUUCAUACCACUCUGUGAUGCGCCAGGGAAGGCAUCUGGACUGGAAAAAAUUUCAUUUCACUGCCUCUGCCAAGGCCUUUGGACAUGAAAGUAUGGAUCCAAGUGAUGGCUACACAACUGAAAACCUGCACCAGACUUUCAUAAAAACAAUGCAGGGAGAAGCCUUGCAGACCCUCACUGAAACAAUGAUGGAAAAUCUCCAAUGUGUUAUGUUGCAAUCAGACACACACAAAAUCAACUCCAAAGACUGGGUGACAGAAGGGAUUUUUGCUUUCUGCUACAGGGUGAUGUUUGAAUCAGGCUAUUUAACACUCUUUGGCAAAGAACUCAAUUCCCAGGAAGACAAAAAUCUUGCCAGACAUGAAGCACAGAGAGCACUGGUCCUUAAUGCCCUUGAAAACUUUAAAGAGUUUGACAAAAUUUUCCCCGCCCUCGUAGCUGGCCUCCCAAUCCGUGUGUUCAAAAGUGGACAUAGUGCCCGAGAAAAUCUGGCAAAGACUCUCCUACACGAAAACCUCAGUAAAAGGCAUAAUGUGUCUGACCUCAUUUCGCUCAGAAUGUUUCUGAAUGACACCUUAUCUACUUUUAAUGAUAUGAGUAAAGCACGGACCCAUGUAGCUGUGCUAUGGGCAUCACAGGCCAACACGUUGCCUGCCACAUUCUGGACUUUAUUUUAUUUGAUCAGGUGCCCAGAUGCAAUGAAAGCAGCAACGGAUGAAGUAAAGAAAACUUUAGAGAAUUCUGGCCAAAAAGCAAGUUUAAAUGGCCACCACAUUUCCUUGGAGAAAGAGCAGUUGGAUGAAAUGCCUGUAUUAGACAGCAUCAUUAAGGAAGCUAUGAGACUGUCAAGUGCAUCUCUCAAUGUCAGAGUUGCCAAGGAAAACUUUGCAUUGCAGUUGGACAACAGCCAAUCAUACAACAUUCGUAAAGAUGAUGUAAUAGCCCUGUACCCUCAGCUGCUCCAUUUUGAUCCUGAAAUUUAUGAAGAUCCUCUGACCUUCAAGUAUGAUCGUUACCUGGAUGAAAAUGGCCAAGAGAAGACCACAUUUUACAGAAAAGGUCGCAAAUUAAGAUAUUACUACAUGCCUUUUGGCUCCGGAGUGACAAAAUGUCCUGGACGAUUCUUUGCUCUGCAUGAAAUUAAGCAGUUUUUGUCUCUUCUGCUUUCCUAUUUUGACAUGGAACUUUCAGAUAAAAAUGCUAAAAUCCCACCCCUGGACCAGUCUCGAGCUGGGCUAGGCAUUUUGCAGCCCACCUAUGAUGUUGACUUUAGGUACAAGCUGAAGUGUCUAUGAAAGACUUGUUGUACUAAAAUGUUGGAUUGUACAUUUUGCAUAAUAUUUCAAAUAAGGUUUAAACUCUUGCCUUUUUGUACAGAGAUGAUACAGAUAUAGAUAUAUAUUUUUUCUAAACUGUUUGUAUGUAUGAAUGUAUAUAUAAUGUACAGAAUAUAUUAAACUCUUAUACAUAACGAUCUACAAAAAGGAGAUAUUUUCAGUAAUAUUGACAGUAUGAUAUAUUUGUAUGAUUUUAUCUUCUACAGUGUUCACAUCAUGCCUUAUAUUGUAUUUGAUAUUAGAAAUAGCUCAGUGCCUGCAUAAAUGCUGAUGCUAAAACAGCUACACCUGCAUGGCAUGAUACGCCUCCUUAUUUUCAAUAUAUCAAAACUAUUUUUUUCCCUUUGCUGCUGACUCAGUUUGACUAUUUUUAAACUAAUCUUUUAAAUUAAAGAUUGCUAUAAAUGCUUUUAUUUAAUAGAUAAUCUUAUUUUGUAUUUUGUAGAUACUAUGAAUUGUUUAGUUAAAUUAACAAAUAUAUUAUUGUCACGUGUAGUUCAACGGAUGUACUUAUAUAUGUCAUAAGAAUGUGUGCAGCAUUUUUGCUUUGGAAGGUUUUCAGGUAGACUGUAUGCAAACUGAAUUUGUGUGUAAGAGAAUAUGUCAGAUAUGCCACUGAAAUAUUUAAAUUCAAUAUAAGAAUCCUAUUGCGACAAUUUGGUGUCAGAGUAAAUCGGCAUGUAUGUGAGUCUUUUCUAUUUCAUGCACAUACAAAUGUAAAGCGAUAGGAAAAAGGGGAAGACAAUAAAGACACUGACAAAUA